Messenger RNA from Rubroshorea leprosula, 695 nucleotides. The record is from the annotation of a GenBank genome assembly. NCBI's taxonomy places the organism in Eukaryota, Viridiplantae, Streptophyta, Magnoliopsida, Malvales, Dipterocarpaceae.
GGAACCCUAAUGACCCUAUCACUCAUCGGUCGGGAGGCUCAUCCAGUGGAAAAUAGCGGAGAAAAAUGAAUCCUUACCUCUGGCAUAAGGUCGCUGCUGUCUCUGGAGUAGCAGCUCUCGGGUUAGGAACAUACGGUGCCCAUGGUUUCAAGCCCCAAAACCCCACUUACAAAGAGGUGUGGCAAACAGCAUCACUUUAUCAUCUGGUUCACACAGUUGCCCUUGUUGGUGCUCCAAUUGUUAAAAACCCCAACAUCUUUGGAGGCCUUUUGACUGCUGGGAUUCUUGCUUUCUCGGGGACGUAAGUGUCUGGAUCUUUGAUUUUUAUGGAACUAGACAUGUAAAAUAUUUAAGAUGCUACACAGUGGCAUUUCUUGAGGACAGAAAGUACUCAAUAUUGGCUCCAUUUGGUGGCUUUGCUUUCAUAGCUGCUUGGGGAAGUUUGCUUUUCUGAAUAUUUCGAGUUUCUCCUUUACAGAACCUAACCGUGCAUAAUGCAGGUCAAUUCCAUGUCAUAAACUCUUCCUUGCUUAAUGUGCUCUUUUUAUGUUGAUAUUAUGCCUACCAAAUGUCCUCUGUAUUGAUUGAUGUGGAACAGAACAAACUUUGACAUUAUCGAAAGGGAAAUAAAAGGCAGCACUUGUCAGGUUCCAAAAUUUUGAGUAUGCCUUGUAUAAUAAUUCUAUGUCUAAACU